Coregonus clupeaformis (lake whitefish) is the source of this 1601-nucleotide messenger RNA. RefSeq names its product zinc finger protein 205. The transcript has 4 exons. The record is from RefSeq and is a predicted model, not a curated record. NCBI's taxonomy places the organism in Eukaryota, Metazoa, Chordata, Actinopteri, Salmoniformes, Salmonidae. Bases 46 to 1206 code for a protein of 386 amino acids. Gene Ontology annotation, cellular component: nucleus.
GCUGAGCAGCACAGGAACACACACAGUCUCACUGAGUCAGUAGACAUGGAGGAUGGGAAGCCUGAUCUGCUGCUGGUCAAAGAGGAGACAAUAGAGGACGAACCAGAGAGCAUUGACCUGCUGAGUGGGGAGCAAGGUGGUUGGCUGCAGGCUAACAGAGGAGACUGGGCAACCAUCUUGGAUUCCCAGACCCAGACCAGUGCAGCCAAGGGCCCAGGGGACAACAUCACUGAGCAGGCCAGGACCAGAGGUGACAUAGUAGAGUCUGCAGUCGAAGAAGACCUGCUGAUAUCCAGUGUUACUGGUGGGAGAGAGUGGACCUCUGAGAUGGCUGGUCACAAACCCUGGCCCCGGAUCAGGAUCCUGGAUCAGGAGUCUUCGCUCUUCCUUUCCGAGUCGGAACCAGGACCCAAACGCGAGGUUGAGAGACUCCACCACCACACAGAACACAACCAGUGGACAGGUGGACUGAACAACCUCAGUCCUGGUGGUCAUCAGAGAGAUAGAGGCUCCAGUCAGGGAUCCAGUCUGCAGCCCAGACCCUUCUCUUCACAGUCUCAGUGCAGGGAUGAAGCAGGGCCUGGGGCUGAUAGAGAUAGACCCUCCUUUUCCUAUGAUUCAAACACCACAGUAUCCAUGAUGAAUAGAGCAGGUCACCCUGGGUUUCAGCCUUCACAGAGAGAGGUGGGAGACCCCCCUGGCGGUAGUCUUUCAGGAAGUCGGUCUUCUCCUUCAGGGUCUAGUCUAAUGCCUGGUGACUGGGUUCAUAGAAGGCCUGGGCCUGGACCUAGUGUUCCUCAGCUUCCUCAUGGUAACCCCACAAAUGCAGACAGGGUCAGGAUGAGCGUUCACCAUGAGAGGUACCUAGCCUAUAACACAGCACACAAUCCCAACAACACCCAAACAAUGACUAGAGGUCAAGGAGGGAGCUCAAAGACUAACCACCUGAGGGCGGUGGUUCCUGCUUCUACCUCCUCUGGUGUCAUUGGGUCACAACGUGGAAGGCCGAGCAUUAAGACGGACGCCGACAAGCCGUACGCCUGCCCCACUUGUGGGAAGCGCUUUGCUCAUGCAAACUAUGUGAAGCAGCACCAGACCGUUCACACCAAGGAGAGGCCAUUCAUGUGCACUCUGUGUUACAAGAGCUUCUCCUUCCAGAGUAACCUUAUUAAACAUAGGAGUGUCCACAAUGGGGAGAAAUCAUAGCAGUGUGGCUUGAGAUGUACACAGGGGAUAUCUGGGAACCAUUCUUUAACUGAUAUAUUAUAGUUAUCAUGUGAAGUGUUUUUGGAUUACUAAGUCCCUCAGUGCUGUUCAAUGUCGGUCCUGGAGGGCCAAAACACUUCUGGAUUUCAUCCUCUCCUUCUAAUAAGGGACUAAUUCAGACCUGGGACACCAGGUGAGCGCAAUUAACUAACAGGUAGAAACAAAUACCAGAAGUGUUUCGGCCCUCCAGGACUGAACAGUAGUUAGUUUUCUACAAAAAAAUUGGUGAUACAAUCUGUUAAUAAAUGAGAAAUCAUGUUGUCCUUUUGAUAUGUUGAUUUUGUAUUUGCUUGUUUAUCAUUUAGAAUAAAAAUUGGCCUCAGUUUUCUUGGCUU